AUGGUGAUAAGGGUCUGUGUAAUUGGAGCGGGGGUGAGCGGGCUGCCCUCGAUCAAGGCUUGUGUCGAAGAGGGCCUAGAUGUAGUUUGUUACGAACGGACUUCAGAUAUUGGGGGCCUCUGGAAUUAUCGGCCAGAUCUACCCAGUGUAAGUCCUUUUAACGUCAAUCAAUGAAAAUUAGUAUAGUAUGACUUUAGCCUAAAUUUUUAGGAUGGAGGUACGGUAAUGAAGUCUACAGUGGUCAACACGUCCAAGGAGAUGAUGUCCUACUCCGAUUUCCCACCUCCGGAAGAUUAUCCCAACUUCAUGCAUCACAGUUUAGUCAUGGAUUAUUAUAGAGAUUACGCAGCAAAGUUUGAUCUUCUAAAAUAUAUUAAAUUCAAUACGGAUGUGAAACAGGUCUAUCGGAAUACAAGUGGAAAGAAUUGGACAGUGGAACUGGCGAACGGAGGCAAGGAAUUGUUUGAUAGGUUGAUGCUGUGCACCGGACAUCAUUCGAUCCCCCAAUAUCCUCAAUUUAAAGGUAAAUUUAAUCUGCUCACACUUAAUAGAGAUAUUCGAUUUAAUUUCUAGAUCUAAACAAGUUCAAAGGCCGAAUUAUUCAUGCCAAAGAGUACCGCGACUUCAAAGGAUUCGAAGAUAAAAAUGUUUUCUUGGUGGGAAUCGGAAACUCAGCCUUGGAUAUAGCUGUUGAAUUGGCCAAAGUCGCCAAGAAAGUUACGAUCUCAACUCGUCGGGGAUCCUGGAUUUUCAAUCGAGUUGGCCAAGCCGGUAUGCCCUAUGACGUGGUCUUCCAAAGUCGGCUGUAUUACUGGCUGAUGAACAUUCUCCCAUGGAGUGUGGCCAAUGAUUUUAUGGAGCAUCGACUACAACAACGGAUGGAUCAUGAUUUGUAUGGCCUCAGGCCGGCUCAUCGCUUCUUCCAGCAACAUCCAACUGUCAACGAUUCCUUGGCCAAUAUGUUAUGCAGUGGGAUGAUUACUGUAACUGUAAGCACUGAUUCGAAUAUCUAUUUUUAUGAUGAUUUAGGAGGAUGUAGAGUCGUUUGAAGCCAAUGGGGUGAUCGUGAAGAACGGGAAGAGAUUUGAUGCGGAUAUUAUUAUUCUUUGCACGGGUUACACAUUCGGGUUUCCUUAUCUGACCCCCAAAAACAUGAUUCCAGUCAAUGUGAGUUACUGUAGAUUUUUUAUAAAGUUUCCAGGAUCAUGAAGUCGAUCUUUACAAGUUUGUUUUCCCUCCAAAUGCUGCUGAUCUAGCUGUUAUCGGGCUAAUCCAGCCAAUCGGAAGUCUGGCGCCGAUCUCUGAAAUUCAAGUAAGUUUUCGAUAUGCGUUCGUAUGACACCCAUAACAGUUACAUAGUACAAAAAUAUUACUAUAAAUGUGGUUGCAGGCCCGAUGGGUAGCUCGAGUGUAUGCUGGGAAAUGUUCUUUGCCAUCAACGUUCACCCGAAAAGCUGAUAUUGAACAUAAGAAGAGGCUAAUGCAGAGGAGAUACUUCAAAAGUAACAAACACACUCUUCAAGUGGACUUUGUCCCUUAUAUGGAUGAGAUCGCAGAACUUGUUGGUUGUAAGCCAGAUCUUCAAAAGGUAAGCCGUCUUCUUUUAAACCCCAAUUUUCUACUUUUUUAUUAAAACUUUUUUUCAUUUUUCAGAUAUUUUUAACGGAUUUCCGCUUCUUUUUGCGAUUAUUUUUGGGCGGUAAUCUCCCCUACAUUUAUCGACUGGUCGGUCCCAAUUCAUGGCCUGAGGCAAGAGAGGCUAUUUGGACCGCACCUUUGAGAGUUAAAAAACCGUUGAAAAACAGACAAUGCAAAACAAGGAGACAUAAGAGAAGAGGCGCUUUGGUGAGCUACAUAAUGCUACUCUAACUACUGUUAUUUUCAUUUUUUACAGAAAUUAUUUUUAUUUUUUAGGACGAAUACUUCCGUUACAUCUCCCUCAAAUGGAUCGCCUUCUACUCGGUUUUGAUCCUUUGUGCCGGUUUUUGGACCUUCUGUUCAGGAAGUUUUGCAAUCUCUCCAAUUAACUACUUUGCUCAAGUUUUUAUUUUCAUCUUUAUCUUCUCAUUUAUGUUGUUAUGGUUCGAUCUACAGUACGACAUGAGUACAAUUUUUUGA
This is a messenger RNA of Bursaphelenchus xylophilus (pine wood nematode), 2118 nucleotides long. NCBI's taxonomy places the organism in Eukaryota, Metazoa, Nematoda, Chromadorea, Rhabditida, Aphelenchoididae. The record is from the annotation of a GenBank genome assembly.